AUGAGAAUGGCAGAACGUACCAUCGCUACAAAGACGGAAAAUACCAUCUUCCAAAUGACCAGAUUAGACCUCCAGCACCACCUUUUCCUCCUGACAUUUGGAGAUAAACUCGGUCUUGCUCCGCCGAAUGACCCUGGUGCAAAGGUCGGACGCGUUCUCGACGUAGGAACGGGAACCGGGAUAUGGGCCAUUGAUUACGCUGAUGAGCAUCCAGAAGCUGAGGUUUGUUCUACACUGGCUGAUCCUUCUGGACCCCUAUUAACUGCGCAGGUCAUUGGGGUUGACCUCUCGCCAAUUCAGCCCGCUUUCAAUCUUCAACCUGGCGGCUACGCCGAGUUCCAGGAAAUCGGUGGUAUAAUCGUCUCCGAUGACGGGACUCUCACCCCGGACCAUGCCCUCUCCAAGUGGUGUAACCUCCUCGGGGAAGCUUUUACUAAGCUCGGGUGUACAUCCAUCGAGUUUGACAAGAUCAAAGCUAUUAUGCAAGAGGUCGGAUUUGACGAUGUCGUCGAUAAAAGGUUCAAGUGGCCUACUAAUCCGUGGCCUCGAGAAAAGAAGUAUAAAGAGUUGGGGACGUGGAAUUAUCAUAAUUCUUCGAAUGCUUUGGAAUCGCUGACCUUGGCGUCUUUCACGAGAGCUCAUGGAUGGUCACGCGAUGAGGUCAUCAGGUUCCUCGUUGACGUCCGGAAGGAUCUGCAUGAUCCUAGUGUUCAUGCUUAUAAUCCCAUAUGUUCAAUUUCUGGAAAGAAACCUGAUCUUUAA
Messenger RNA from Fusarium tjaetaba, 762 nucleotides. RefSeq names its product Neutral ceramidase. The record is from RefSeq and is a predicted model, not a curated record. NCBI's taxonomy places the organism in Eukaryota, Fungi, Ascomycota, Sordariomycetes, Hypocreales, Nectriaceae. The coding region runs from base 1 to 762 and encodes 253 amino acids. The transcript has 5 exons.